CUCAUCAGUGGGGGUCGAUAACGCACCAUAAGACAGUUUGCGGCCGCCAAACAAACAAACAGAAGAAGCAGCCAUUCAUAACAUAAAUUGACUAGUCUUUACAUCUCCGUACUCACUCUUCUUACUAAAUACACACAGAAGGGUAAAAUGCCUGCGACAAAGAAUAUCCGUGUUACUGACUUGACAGCUUGUCUUUUCUUCGUUGUGCUUCUGUCACAUUACCCGGCCCAUGCCUCGAGUGAACAAACGAAAACGGUGGAGUUUGACGUGAAACCGGGAGGAACGUUGUACGAGUUCACCGAAUCUAUUGGGGGUUACGAAUGCUCGUUCUCAUUUGUCGCACAAGGAGGAACCAACGAGAAUUGGUUAAUGAGUGUGGGCCUCAGUGAUGACAAAACCCAUUUUUCCUGCUCCGUGUGGAGGCCUACAGGGAAAUCAUACUUGUUUUUCACUGCUUUCAAAAUGGAGUUGAAGGGAACCAAAGUUGAAUAUGCAAAUGCUUUCUCACAGUUGGCAGGGGCAGGACAGACUGAUAAGGAUCUUAAGUCAGACGAAUACACUAUUCAAGAGUCCACAGUGACCCAUACAGAAGGCAAGUUCAACGCUCAACUGUGCAAACUGAUGGUAGUUGGACGCACGAGACACCAAGAGCUGUGAGCGCUCAAGACGCCAGGUCAGGCGUGUUCUCCGGGUGAGCUUCUACGCAUUAGCUCAUGUUUCAAUGAAGGAUCCGUUUUGUAUAAAUGUGGGACUGACGACGAUAAUGAUGAUUAGAUAAGUGGAUGAGAAUUUGCUCCUCCAUGAAACAAAUACAAUAAUCAUUUUUUUUAUUCCCACCAUAAUUUUUUACAUUACGAACCAUUUCUCUUCAUUCUCAACAUUUUGAUGCAUAGUGUGCGCCGAUCAAUGUGGAUUCAUAAAUGUGCAUUUGUAAUCAGAAUUUUAGAAAUAUAAUAAUAAUUUUAGUAUGGGCGAGCCCCCUACAGCAAUGUAAUCCUCAGUAUCAUCGCAUGCAAUAUCUCCAUUUAUUCACUCUUAUUUGCAGCAUAUUUCACAAAUCACCACCACUUGUGAUGGUUGACUUUUCCUAUUUUGUGGAAUGUUUUGGCUGGAGGGUAUUUUUAGAAUGGGAGUCACUUCAUCUGAAGAGUGACAGGGUGCCUUUUUUGAUACAUCUUUAAUGUGAAAUGAAUUUUAAAGCUUUGGAGAACUGAUUUUCGUGCUGUACAUCCUUAAAGCAAGAUGCCAUCCUGUUCCCAAGAGGAAACAUUUCCACAAUUCCCAGUCCACAUAAAUCCACAGAUGUGAUGUUUGCACAGCACCUCGUUUGUUUUGAUUUCGAAAGCUUUAGAAAAUAUUUUUUUAACCCGAUAAUUUCUGGGGGUGCUGUUGUCCUGGAGCAAAAUGCCCUCUUGUUCCCAAAUCUGUUGCUUCUAUCCCUCAGUGAAAAAAAAAUCCCAGUCCCACUUCACUCUGGAGAAUAAAAGUAGGGUAAAAAAGCACAGAUGUGAUGUUUAUACCUUGUUUGAUUUGCUGCGUCAUCUCUCGUUCUGGCGGAGGCCCAUGUAGGUUGAGGAAACUGUUUUUAGUAUGUUUUUUUUUUUUGUUUUUUUGCCACCAGCCAGGUGUCCAUCGGUGGUCCCAACAGGAAGUAAAGCACAUCUAGGUGAUAGCUGGGGAAAAACACAAUUCAAUGAAAUGUUACUUAUGUACAAAAUGGCUUUUUUUCAUCUUGUGAUUCUUGAUUCAAUAAAUUGGAGCGGUGACUUAAAA
This is a messenger RNA of Corythoichthys intestinalis (scribbled pipefish), 1773 nucleotides long. RefSeq names its product myeloid-derived growth factor (gene mydgf). The record is from RefSeq and is a predicted model, not a curated record. NCBI's taxonomy places the organism in Eukaryota, Metazoa, Chordata, Actinopteri, Syngnathiformes, Syngnathidae. The transcript has 6 exons. Bases 148 to 657 code for a protein of 169 amino acids. Gene Ontology annotation, biological process: positive regulation of endothelial cell proliferation; positive regulation of angiogenesis.